Molecule: messenger RNA, 1508 nt
Organism: Pocillopora damicornis (cauliflower coral)
Lineage: Eukaryota; Metazoa; Cnidaria; Anthozoa; Scleractinia; Pocilloporidae
Source: RefSeq, a predicted model, not a curated record
GAAAGGUCUUCCUCAAUCGUAAUGGACGAGAAGCUCACUGUUUUCAGGGCAGGAACAAAGGAUGGGCCUUCGUUUUCGUUUUCUAGUGACCACAGCGUACGAGAAAAGAAUGGGGCCGUCCAACAACCACAUGAUGUCUGGAUGGUUACCGAGCCUAAUCUGUACUUUCCUCUCGAUCAAAGAGGAAAAACCACUGUUCGUUUGUUCAAAGCCGAUAUUUGGCCGAGUGACUUUGAUGAGGUAAAGGUGAAAAACCACUCCAAGUUCAGUGGAAUAUGCGUUGCUGAAAGUGAAAGUAUAAAACAAUUGAAGGAACAACUGGAAUCACUGGAUUGGAAAGAGAUAAAACUCAAAACGUGCGACGGUGGAAUGUCUCGCAUGGAUUUUAGCACACUCGUAAGAGCCGUUUUGGUGUACAUGAAAGACCAUUACCCAACCACACCUGAUGAAUACAACUUUCAAGCUGAAUUAAAGGCCGCGAGUCAUUGGUAUUGGUAUCCAAAGAGCAAUGAAAAUCCUGGCCACGAGGAAGAAGCUUGUACCUCGAUAAAGCCUCCAGAACUUGUCUCUGGUCCCCACAAAGACAAUCGUGUGAAAAUAGCAGCACUGGAGACUUGCAGGAAAUGGAUCAGUGUUCUUAAAGGGUUAAAAAAGGAAUCAUCGCUAAACAAGAGAUCUAAAAGGGUUAAAGAAGAUGAGGAGUCGUCACCUGACGAGGAUGAAAAUGAGGAACGCAUUUAUGAUCUCGAGGAAAGCAUUUUUGAUUUGAAGACAUACUUUGAUUUCAAAGACGAUGAACUAAGCAAAAGUAGAACUGAAGUCACUGGGAAGCAUUCGUCAGUAAAGAGUAAGAUGGCUUGUCCGACAAAAGUCGUCGGAAACCAAAAAAAUUGCACGGCGGAAAACUGUACGUGUGAAGGUUAGAGGUCAAGUUAUUUCCCAAACCAAGGGAUUAACGUCAUUAACCAGACUCCAUUUCAUCAAGUUCAAUUAGGCACAUAGUUUGAUACAUCUCUUAAGUACAUGUGUAAUGGCUUAAAUAUCAAUUUUUUGCAAAAUGUUGUGGAUUUGUUGUCGUUGUUGUAGUUGUUUUUUUUGCAAGUUUCUGUUAUCAUAUUCAAAUGACUUAUUUCUAUAAGUAAAGGCUAUGGACUGACUGGAGUCCAAUUUGGUAUGUAAUCAUACGAGUUGUUAAUCGAAUUGGACGAACGAAGUCUUAUUACCAAUUUUUCUUAAGAAUUACAAUUUCCGAGAAAGUAAGAAUAGCCAGGUUAUGAAAGAAAGGGAAAAUUUUCGCUAAAAGACUGACAAAGGAGGCGUAGAUUGUUUAAUGGUUGUGAUUAGUUGAUUUAAACUACAACCUUGAAUGUGAUUGGCUUAUUGAACUGUUCGAUAACAAACUGUUUGAUAAGAACUUGGCAAGUGAAUUAGUGGAUGAUAUGAGUUUUUUUAAACCAAUCACAAUCGAGGAAAUCGUAAUUUUUUAUGAGUAACAAAUUUAUAGCUAU